AUGAGCCAAGAUCCCGUGGUGACUCUGGUCGUCCCGGCCUCCGCGCCGUUCCAGGAAUUGAACCCGGACCCGGAGAGCGGCCCCAAUGCCUCCGGCCUCCCGGCGGCGACUAGAGUCACGCCAACAGCGCAAGUCAAGGAUAGAGUUGUCCGGGACCCCUCAGAUCAGACUGGGCGGCCGCUGCAACCCAAGGCGGAGCUGAAGACCGAGAAUAGCUCCAUGGCCGAAACCGCCGCUCCAGACUCGGAGGAUCAGGCCAAAGCCGCAGUCGUCGUACCGUCCGUCCAACAUGUGCCCGAGGAGCAUGCAACCAAGCAAAAACAGGUUGCAUUCAAAGGUGCAGCGGCAGGUGAAGAUAAGGAGGCCGAGCCGUCAAAGCCCAAGAUGGAACAGGACGAGUCAUCGCCAAACAAAGACAAGACGCCAAAGAGAAAACCGACAAUCCCCAAGGCUAGGAAGGUCAACUUUGAAGGCUUCAAGAACCGUUUUUCGGAAGGGGAGGAUAUAUAUGCUCUUGAUGUGCUCGUUGCUGGCGACGACCUCGCCGACGAGAUUCAUCGUGAGAUGCAGACGCGACAAAACUUUGGCUAUCAAAACUUUAGCUAUCACAACUUUGGCUAUCAAAACUUGAGCUAUCAAAACUUUGGCUAUCAAAAUCUUGUACAUUCAGAGGAAAAGAACAACUCGAGGCGCAAACAGACCAAGAAGUCCUCCAGCGUGUUCGAUCAGGCAAACCGCGCCGCCAUCCCAAAGGCCGUCAUCCAGCCCAAAGAGGGUGGCUGGGUCCGGCGAGUGCGGAUUCAAUCACAGCCGAUUCUCCAUCAUCUCUCCAAGGCUGUGGGCGAGCCGUGGGACACAGACACGCCUCGCACAUUCGAUCGGCCAUUUAGUGUUUUCAUCUACUUCCAGGACAAGAUGAGGGACGUCUUGGCCGAGCUGGAAUCGAGAUGGGCGGAAGAGGAGCGCCGCCAGGCCCUGGGCGGCGAAAGAAAGCCGGAUGCCCAAGUCGACGAAAGCAAGGCUGUUGAGGACAGAGAAGCCAACACUUUGGAUAACGAGGAGUCCAUGGACGCGAGGGCGGCAAGUAUCGAAGCACUGAGGGACGUUCGAUGCUAUGUCAAGUUCGUCGACGACGAGAUUGCACCUCUCGCCAGGCAGUUCGAAGGCACAGCACACAAGAAGAUCCGCUUCGACGAUCUUUGGUUCUUGUUCAAAGUGGGAGAUCUAGUUUGUACCCCUGGUGGCAUGGUGCCCGCCAUAUCUGGUUCAAAGAGCUCUCUCAUGUACCAGCCUCUCUGGAGAAUCUACAGCCUUAGCCACCCCUUGGAUCCCUUCCUGGACCCUGCCGUCGAACCCAGGUUGGACCCUCGGCGGUCCACUCUGGACCAAAGGUUCGUGGUAGAUAACCGUCCCCAAAGAAGAAGACGACCGCAGCCUUUUAUGAGCGAUUAUGAUGAUGACGAUGGGGAUGAAACCGAGGGCCGCGAGGGGCAAUUCGGAGUCUGGGCGUACUACAUCGAUCAUAAUGGCGCCUCUUAUGGUUCCGUGAAGCAUUGCAUGACGAUUUCGCGCUACCAAGGCGAAGAGACGAUAACUAGCUUGCCCUGCUAUCCCCUCCGUUAUUUGGACGAUUGGGAGAGUCACUUGGAGGAGCUCAAGGAGAGGGGUAGGAAGUUCGAGUCCUGCAUGAAGAACAACCACUGGUCCUACAACGGCUGGACCCUCAUUUCUCGACCAGAUGGUGCGCCCAUGCCAGCCAAUCCUGCCAGCGUCUCGCAACAUCUACAGUCAGAGUACAUUGACAGUCACGUUGUCGUCGACUUCGCCGAGGCUUUCCAUCAGGUUCCCGGCUGGAAGCCCGCGUUCCACCAGCCAAUGGCAUUCCAGGCCUUUUGGCAAGCCAAGGCAGACGAAGUCCAGACUGUAACAUGGUCUGACCAAGAGAGGUCGAAGCUGGUAUCAACAGCCGGGGAUAUCUGUCAACGUAUAGACGGAGUCCCGAAUUUGCAGCGCAACGAUGGCCUCAAAAGGGAUAAAUUUCUCCAAGCCAGCAAAAAGCUGCCCCUGAACAGCGGAGGCCACACACCCAUCCUGCUCCAAGAUGAGGACUACGCUCUCCUUUCCCGACGCAUGUUUGUCUACGUGCUCAAGGACCGCAAGUUUGUCUCAGUCGACAUUCAGUACUUGAACGAGAUCCCAACCCAGGACAACGUGUUCAAGAACCUCAUGAUUGAGAAGGAAUACAAGCAGAUGGUCAAGGGCCUUGUAGCCUCCCACCUCGCAAAGAAGGAGCUUGAGAGGAAUCACCCCGGCGCCGCCAGGGCCAUCCAGAGCCAGGACAUCAUCUACGGCAAGGGACGUGGCCUCGUCAUCUUGCUCCACGGCGUGCCGGGCGUCGGCAAGACGGCAACGGCCGAGGCCGUCGCCCUGGAGUAUCAGAAACCGCUCUUUUCCAUCACCUGCGGCGACCUGGGACUGACUCCAAGGGAGGUGGAGAAGUCGCUGACGGAGAUUUUCAGGCUGGCGCACUUGUGGCACUGCGUUCUUCUAUUCGAUGAAGCCGACGUAUUCUUGGCGCAGCGAUCGAGGUUUGACCUCGGCAGAAACGCGCUGGUAUCCGUUUUCCUCCGCAUUCUCGAGUACUACAACGGCAUUCUCUUCCUGACGACCAACCGCGUCGGGUCGCUUGACGAGGCCUUCAAGUCGCGUAUCCACAUGAGCCUCUACUACCCGCCGCUGAACAAGACGCAAGUCGAGCUCAUCUUCAAGGUGAACCUGGACAGGCUGUCCGAGAUCGAGAAGGAGCGGCAGGAGCUCACGGGCGAGCCGCAGCUCGACAUCCGCGCGUCGUCCAUUGUCGAGUUCGCGACGCAGCAUUGCGCCAAAACCGAGCGGCAGGGCGGUCGGUGGAACGGUCGCCAGAUCCGCAACGCCUUCCAGAUCGCAUCGUCGCUGGCGCGAUACCACGCGCUCGAGGAGUACGAGCUCGAGCUGGCCGAGGGCAAAGAUGGCGGGCAGAAACAACCGGUGCUCGACGAGGCUCAGUUUAGAAAAGUGGAGCGCGCGACCGAGGCCUUCAAGGACUACCUCGAGAGGACCAAGGGAUACAACGACAGCGACCUCGCACACAUCCUCGGCGACCGCGACGACUUUUACCGCCAAGAGAGACUGUUUGGUACUGCGGCCAGUGCGGGCGCUGCUGCCGCGACGGGCUACCCAGGCCCUCCGGUGCCGUGUCCAAAUGUCAACGUCGAGUUCCCCCAGCCCAUGACAUACGGCUACGGCGACGGGACCAACGUCUACCAGACCCCAGCGCAUCCGCGCGCCGGGCUCAGUCCUGGUCCCUUUCAGACGCCGCCCAUGAGCGUGGCUCAGGGCCGCCCGGGCUUGGACCCAUUCACGACUGAUGCGUCAAUGUCUCAGCAGAGCUACGGACACGACAUGAAUUCCGGCCAGGGCUAUGGUAGGGCUGGCCGUCCGUCUGCAUAUGACUAUGGGGGCCAUAUGCCGCCGCCUCCACACCAAGAUACAACUCCAGGUGAGAGCCGCUACGUCUGA
Messenger RNA from Metarhizium robertsii ARSEF 23, 3558 nucleotides. RefSeq names its product aaa family ATPase. Gene Ontology annotation, molecular function: ATP binding; ATP hydrolysis activity. Bases 1 to 3558 code for a protein of 1185 amino acids. The record is from RefSeq and is a predicted model, not a curated record. The transcript has 4 exons. NCBI's taxonomy places the organism in Eukaryota, Fungi, Ascomycota, Sordariomycetes, Hypocreales, Clavicipitaceae.